AUGAAAUUUACAAAUAUAUCCAUUGGACUAAUUUCUUUGAUCCUGAUUGUAACAGCAGAAGGAGAUAAAAAUCAAGGUUUAAAAUUGAAAUUUAAUGUUAGAAGAGGUUCAUCAAAAGAUGAUUUAUCACCAAUUGAUAAUGAUGCACCAAGAUUUGUUAAAAGAGAUGGAUCAUUUGAAUUAGAAUUAAGUAAUGAACAAACAUUUUAUAUGGCUGAUCUUGAGAUCGGAUCGAAUGGAGAUAAGAAUCAAGUAUUGGUUGAUACAGGAUCUUCAGAUUUAUGGGUAAUGUCUCAUGAUUUAAAUUGUGUUGCAAAUACAAAUAGAAAAAGAGAAGCUGAUCCAAAAAAUGUAUUUAAUUUUGGUACUGGAGUUAAACUUCCUUCAAAAGCAAUAAAUCCAACAAAAUCUAAAAAAGUUAAAAGAGAUGAUAAUUCAAUAUAUUCAACAAUUUAUAUAACUGAAGGACCAGAUUCAUCAGAUUUACCAGGUGGUGGAAGUGGAGGAAAUUCAUUUGGUUCAACUACAAGAGGAUCAGGUGGUGGUUCAAAUACUUGUACAUCAUAUGGUUCUUUUAAUACAGAAAAUUCAGAUACUUUUGUUAAAAAUAAUACUAAUUCAUUUGAAAUUAAUUAUGCUGAUGGUACUCAUGCUAUAGGUAUUUGGGGACAUGAUAAUGUUAAAAUGGGAAAUGUUACUGUUACUGAUUUAAGUUUUGCUGUAGCUAAUGAAACGUCAAGUGAUAUAGGAGUAUUAGGUAUUGGAUUACCUGGUUUAGAAGUUACAACUCAAUAUGGUUAUAUGUAUGAAAAUUUACCAAUUAAACUAAAAUCAGAUGGUAUUAUAAAAAGAGAAAUUUUUUCAUUAUAUUUAGAUGAAGCUAAUGCUAAAACUGGUAAUGUUUUAUUUGGAGCUAUUGAUCAUGCAAAAUAUGAAGGUUCAUUAUAUACUUUACCAAUGUUAAAAACUUAUCAACAAAUUGAUAUUCCUGUUAGAUUUGAAGUUGAAAUUAAUUCAAUGCGAUUAAAUAAUAAUAGAGGUGAUACAGUAACUGUAUCAAGUUCAAGUACUGGAGUAGUAUUAGAUUCAGGUUCAACUUUAUCAUAUUUAAGAUCAGAUCAAAUUCAAUCUGUUGCUCAAGCAUUAAAUGGUAGAUAUUAUAGUUCAGCUGGUGCAUAUUUAGUUGAUUGUCAAUAUUUAAAUUCUCAAUCAACUUUAGAUAUAGCGUUUGGUAAUAAAACUAUUAGAGUUCCAGUUUCAGAUUUAGUUGUUCAAGCAUCAAGAAAUCAAUGCUUUUUAGGAUUAUUUGAACAAUCAACAUCAUCGAAUUAUCUUUUAUUUGGUGAUAAUAUUUUAAGAAGUGCUUAUAUUGUUUAUGAUUUAGAAGAAUAUGAAGUUCAUAUUGCUCAAGUUUAUUAUACUGAUGAUGAAGAUAUAGAAGUUAUAACUGAUGAUGUUACAUUAGGUGGAGGACAAAAUUCAACAAGAGUUGGUGGUGGUUCUUCAUCAUCAAGUGGUUCUUCUUCUUCAUCAUCUGGUGGUAGAACUAAUAGUGGAUCAUCAUUAAAAGCUUCAUUGGUCAUUGUUUUCGCUGCAUUAAUGUUUUCAAUAAAUCUCAUUUUAUAG
Molecule: messenger RNA, 1626 nt
Organism: Lodderomyces pseudojiufengensis
Lineage: Eukaryota; Fungi; Ascomycota; Pichiomycetes; Serinales; Debaryomycetaceae
Gene: SAP9
Product: aspartyl protease
Exons: 1
Coding region: 1-1626 (541 amino acids)
Biological process (GO): proteolysis
Molecular function (GO): aspartic-type endopeptidase activity
Source: RefSeq, a predicted model, not a curated record